Messenger RNA from Ostreococcus lucimarinus CCE9901, 999 nucleotides. RefSeq lists its product with no specific name. NCBI's taxonomy places the organism in Eukaryota, Viridiplantae, Chlorophyta, Mamiellophyceae, Mamiellales, Bathycoccaceae. The record is from RefSeq and is a predicted model, not a curated record. Gene Ontology annotation, biological process: protein deubiquitination. The transcript has a single exon. Gene Ontology annotation, molecular function: cysteine-type deubiquitinase activity. Bases 1 to 999 code for a protein of 332 amino acids.
AUGGGUCGCAAGAAAUCCUCCUCCGUCGCCGCCGACGCCUCCAGGGACGUCCCCGCGCACUUAGUCACGACCGAGAUCGACGUCACGGCGCUCACGUACGAAGAAAUCCAAGCGCGACAUCGCGAGCAGCUCGAAGAAAUCGAAUCGCUCGUGACGAAACUUUACGGCGCGACGCCGGGGAAGAAAGACAAGGAAAAGGCCAUGCGCGCCGUCGGUGUGGUGAGCGAUAGACAUUAUCAAGAGAUGAUGGCGUGGGAAGACGCGAACGAGGCGUCGGAGGCGAACGAGACGAGCGAUGGGGAAGCGGACGCGAACGCGGCGGCGGCGGCGCUGCGCGACCAGGCGACGCUGACGAACGACGACGACGAUGACGAGAAGGAGGCGAAGGAAAGCGAUGAAAGCGAGAAGCAAAAGAAGCCGUCCAAGGCGAUGGCGCGCAAAGCGAAGCGUGCGGCGGAGGAAGCGGCGAGAGAGGCGAGGAUCGCGGCGGAAAAGGCGGCGCUGGGACCGAGCGCUCAGGCGAUGGAGAGCGAAGUCUUGAGGUCGAGAUUAGCCCCGCUCGGGUUGCGCGUGAAAGAAAUACGCGCUGAUGGCCACUGCUUGUAUCGCUCGAUCGAUGAUCAGCUGGUCAAGGUGACGGGGUCGGGGCACGAGGGCGGAUACGAGGGGUUGCGCGCGACGUGCGCGGCGACGAUGAGAGACGACGAGGAUUCGUUUCGACCAUUCAUCGGCGAUUGCGCCGAACAAACGCCCGAGGCGGACGAACGGUGGCGAGCGUACGUGCGCGAAGUCGAGAGUACGGCGACUUGGGGAGGUCAGUUGGAGAUCAUGGCGCUUUCGAAAGCGUUGCGGCGGCGGAUCCAGGUGUUUAGCGCGACGAUGCCCGUCGUAGUCAUGGGCGAAGACUUUGACGAGGACGGCGCGCUGCGCGUGGCGUACCAUCGGCACGCGUUCGGUUUGGGCGAGCACUACAAUAGCGUGGAAGACGACAAGAAAUAA